Aspergillus pseudonomiae is the source of this 1872-nucleotide messenger RNA. RefSeq lists its product as uncharacterized. The coding region runs from base 1 to 1872 and encodes 623 amino acids. Gene Ontology annotation, molecular function: oxidoreductase activity; FAD binding. NCBI's taxonomy places the organism in Eukaryota, Fungi, Ascomycota, Eurotiomycetes, Eurotiales, Aspergillaceae. The record is from RefSeq and is a predicted model, not a curated record. The transcript is spliced from 4 exons.
AUGGCAUUAAGUGUGUCCUUCGUAGCCCUUGGGCUUAUAGCUCUGGUUGGGCAGAGUGCUGCUCGUGAAGACUGCAAAUGUGCCCCGAAUGAAGAAUGCUGGCCCACGCUGACCGAUUGGGCCGAAUUGAACGACGCUGUCUCGGGCAAGCUGAUCCGAAACACACCCGUUGCCGAGCCCUGCUACUAUGGAGAUGAGGACGACCAGAAACUGUGUGAUACUAUCGUCGACCAAUGGUCGAAUUCGACCUUCCAAUCCCUUCAGCCGACAGGAUAUUGUUAUCCACUUGACUACGCCUGUCCUGUUGUGUCGACACCGACAGGCACACCACAGACUGAAUGUGACCUCGGUCCAGCGCCUGUGUAUACCAUCAAUGCCACCGAGCCGGAAGAUGUGGCGGAAGGGAUCCAAUUUGCCAAGACCCAUAACCUGAGACUUGUGAUAAGGAAUACCGGUCACGACCUGCUUGGAAGAUCCCAAGGAUACAACAGCUUACAGAUAUGGCUGAAGUAUAUUCAACAGGGUCUUGAAUACCACGAGGAAUACCAGCCUCCCAGCCAGUGCCAACACACUAGCUGGACUGGAAGCGCCUUCACUGUGCGAGGAGGCUAUCUCUGGGGUGACCUCUACGCUGCCGCCUUUGAGCGAGACUUGAUAGUUAUCGGUGGUCAGGAUCCAACGGUCGGCGUGCUGGGCGGCUAUCUACAAGGUGGAGGGCAUUCUCCCGCCAGUCGCGACUUCGGCCUUGCUGUCGACCAAGUCCUAGAACUGAAGGUCGUCCUGGCCUCUGGAGAGCUCGUAACUGCCAAUGCCUGUGAGAACAGAGAUCUCUUCUUCGCUCUGCGUGGGGGUGGGGGUGGAACAUACGGAGUAGUAGUAUCAGCCACGCUGAAGGCGCAUCCAUCCCGUCCAGCCAUUACACAUACUCUCGUUAUCUACCCAUUACCCAGUCGCAAAGACCCAUUAGCUACCACUAUGGUGCUUAUUGACGUGGUUGCGGAAAUCCUUUCCGCAUAUCCCGCCUUAUCUGACGGCGGCUUUUCAGGGUACGGCGGAUGGGGGAUUGACAAAAUAGAUUCCCCAAUUGCGACAGCCCCGACACCAGUCAUGGAGAACGGUGGCUAUUCUCACGUCUUCGCGAAGCUGGAUGACAGCGACGACGCCUUGGAAGAAGCGCAACGAUUUGUCCAUGCAACGCUUAUGCAACGGCUACGGAAAUACAAUGGUUCUGGGAUCAUGAUCCAGGAAAUUUGGGAGCGUUAUCCAUCGUUCGGGGACUAUUAUACUGCCGCGACAAGGGCGGAGCAACAGGUUGGAUUUAGCAAGAUGGCACUCACGUCACGUCUUCUCGACAAGGCGUCUCUCACGGGUGACACAGCACAGCUUAAAGAGAUGCUCCGUGUCACGUCCACAAACUCCCCUGAUGUUCCUCAAAAGGCAACCAUAUGGACCAUGCUUUUUCUCGUCGGUGGAGGAAAGGUCCUUGAUAGCUCCACUAAUCCUUCCACAGAUCGCUACGUGGGUGUCCAUCCCGCCUGGCGCAAAGCUUAUCUUCUUGCUAUCCCGACGUCGAUCUUGCCGGAAGAUGCAGACGACACAUCCUUGAAAAGAAUGCAGCAUGAUACCACUUACCGAAAGACCGAUGCAUUGAGGGCCUUGGCCCCGAAUAUGGGCAGCUACAUGAAUGAUGGCGACCGAUACAAUCGUUGGUGGCAAACUGACUUUUUCGGUGACAAUUAUCCUCGGCUUCGGGCCAUUAAGGAUGAAUACGACCCAGACCAUGUGUUUUACUGCCCUACCUGCGUGGGGAGCGAGGAAUGGAGGGAGGUUCCGCUGGAGGAUAAGGUGUAUGGGGCUUUGUGUCGGGUUUGA